AGGACGGUAGCUGUUGCCUGGGCACUUACACGUGCGAGGCGCGCAAUUGCAUGGGUGUGGUUGCCAGUUCUGCCUCCCUUUUGGGCUUCGAAGACCAGAAAGCGCGUGCGCAACAGCAACGUGCAGAAUUUUCGCGUCAACUGUCGCUGUCAACCAUCCACGAAGAGCGCACAUCGCAACUCUACGACACAGCUGGAGAUCAGUCGCUAAAUACGGCUAACGAUCACGGCGAAGUCUCGUUCUCGUUCGAUGGGAAAGAGGUGUCAGUGUCGUUGUACGAAACUCCGGAUCUCACCGAGGAGGAGGCCAUUCAGAUCGUUGAAAUGUAUGCGGAUCAACUGUCAGAACAUGUCUCGGAACAUAACGUAGUCGAACUCCCGCCACUGAGGUUCGUGAAGGAAUCGUCAACAUCCGGAAACCUUUUAAUGGAAGCGGUGCUAGUCGACGUUUCCGACGAAUACUUCCACACUGCAGAAGAAGAUUUGCGAACCGAAGCAGAUGUCGACGAAAUGCUGUCUUCUGUUAACGAAAGCUCCAUCGUCACCUCUGAGAAAUUGAAAAUCGAGCUCACUUCAAGCUCAGAUAGCAAACCACAAAGACCACCUAGAAAGUCUGACUCGAUUCAAAGUAACAACACUUACUACAGCCUGUCAAAGAAUCUUUCUCUAGAUUCAGAGAAAGGAGACGAAAGUCUUGCUGGUGCUGCAGAACUAGACACGGAAUCCUACGGAGACUAUGAAAGUGCCAUGAGUUCCGAGAAGCUAAAACGAGAUGACCAAAGAGCGUACCAGGUGGCAGCAAUCACAGAAACUACCAGUUUGCCAGAUGAAGAAAGAAGACCGUUGACACCUCAUACCACUCACGAAAUAGGCUCUGACUUGAGAGUGAAUAGGAGCGAAAGUCAAGAGAUAAAGAAAAGAGGACGGCGAUCUUCGCAAAGUUCAGAUGAGAUGUCCAAAGAUGGAUUCAGGAGAGGAGCUAUCAAGAAAACGAUGAGCUUGGACAUGCCUACCUCACCAUUCCCAAGAGACGUGCAAGGUGAAGAAGGCGAUGGGUUGGUGAUUGAUCCAGAAGCUAAUAAGGCUAAGAUCUUAGAACUGAAAAAAGACGAGUUAGAUAUCGUGAAACAACUAAAAGUCGACCUUAACGAAAUUCAGAAUCAACUCUCUUCUGUUGAGGAAAAACUAUCCAUCGAAACUUCUACAAAAUCCACAUCGGCAACAGCUAAUAGAAGUCAAGAGGUACUACAGAGCAUUUCGCAACCAUUCAAAGAUAUUCAAAUGGUGUUUGAGUCAUUCGAACAGAAAGAACCUCCUCCUGAAGUAUCGGUUGUGGAGUUGAUCGCUCCUCCCAUAUUUGAUCUACAAAAGAAUCUAUCAGUUGUUGAAAAAUGUUUCGCUGUCAAAGGCAAAGACCAUACAUUGAUACAGAGGACUUGCAGGAACAUCUUAGAGUACUCUGGUUCAAAAAUCCAACAUAGCUUGGAUCUGAUGGAGAAGAUUACCUUGCUGGAGAAAGAACUAGAUUUUACCAAAGGUUCUGGUAGAAUGACUCCUUCGAAGAUCAUCCAAGAGCUUUGCAUUACAAUCAAAGAAAUGCAAGCCGAGCUUAAGAAAGUUGAUGACUUGCUAAAAGACAAAACACAAUCUGCAUUAUCAACAGGUUCAUCAUUAGAAGCAUCGCUGAGCAAAGAUGAUGACCUCUUAGAGAAAUUCUUCGAAAGUGCUGGAAUCGUUAGAAGUGCUCUUGUAAGCUUGGAAAAAACAGUUGCUUACGAGGAUGGGAAUCAAAUGUACGAAUAUCUCGCUCCAGCUAUAGUAGAAAAAGUUUCAGAACCAUUGACAACGCUUGUGAAAGAGCUGAAAUUGCUAGAAAAACAAGCAAUACGAUAUGCCAACGAAAAAUCAUUACAACAAGAAAUCAGGAUAGCACUGCUUGACCAGAUUGGUUUUCUUGUUGUCGAAAUGAACAAAGCGCUUGACACAAUCAACAGUCCGAAGCCUGGAGAGAGACCCUCAGGCAUGGUUAGCUUGAAUGUACUUGAAACAAUGGCAAAUGCUACCGAGGAGAUGAUCAAACGAAUCACAAAAGUGAAGCUGAACGUAGUUCAACAAACGGCUGAGUCAAAAGCGACCACAGCUUCACAGGAAAUCGUCAAAGAGGUAUUUGAAAGAGUUAGCGAUAUAGUGUUCACUAAUAUUACUCAAUCUGUUGAGGAUCUAAUUUUUAAUAUUGAGGCUUGUCAAAAGACCGUCAAGUACACCACAAUACUCGAGGCUUUGAGGCAGCUGGCUAGCCUGCAAAAAGAUCUAGCGACCGCAAUUCAGAAAUCCAAGGACGUCAAAACAGAAUCAACGGUGUCUGCUUUAGAAGCAAUGAGCGAACCGAUACAGUUGUUGAAUAACUUACUGAUGAAUAUCACUCCGAUGACAGAAAAAUACGUCUUGGAAGAUACAGUGUCUCUUUUGAAUAAUCUAGAGGAAAGUAUCAUAGUUGAUGACACGUUACUGGAAAAUAUGGACCUCUGCAUCAUAUUUUCCUCUCUAAGGGGACGAACGUGCGAAGUCAGAGAAAAUAUUUGUGGGCUGACAGAACACAGAACUGAUCUAGAACCACUUGCUGAGGAUACAUCUAGAGAAGGCAAUGUUGUCGUAGUUUUGGAAGAUACUUCCCCAACAGUGAUGCCUAUCCAACUUUUGGAAGAUACUAGGCACAUGCUGAGCAUUAUUGAAGAACAGUGUAUGGAGCCACUGUAUAAACUGACUUUAGAACCAUUCCUGUCCAAAAUGCAAAUGCUGCAUGAUAUCAGCAAUGAAGCUGUUUUAAGAAAAUCUAAAGUAGAUUUAACUGUUGACGAUAGAAUGUCCCUGCAGAAUUUCAUCGUACCAUUGGAGCUUCUUGAAGAUCUCGUCAUAGAAACGCUUGAUUUUCUAGCUAGCCAAGCGGAAAGUCCGUCGAAACGUAAGAUAAUGAAAUCUUUAGAGCAUUUACAAUAUAAUGUCGCAGUGAUGCACCAACAAGUUUUAGACGAGUUCCAACUUGUCCAUCAAGACAAACCGACAUUUGAAGACAUCAAAAUCUGUAUUGCGAACGUUCAGAAUCUACCGAUAAUGACGCAGCAGCUAGAACAAACAUCAGAUCUUUCACAAGAAGUACGAAAAGCUAUCGCUGCGAAUAUCACCGAACUGGAAAAAUGUCUUGCACCGAUAUAUCAGGCGCACGUUGUUGAACAGAUGCCUCCAGAAUUGUUUCAAGUUGCUUCAGAAGUAGUCGAUGCCGUAGAGAAGAUUAAAGCAGGCACAGUUAUGGAGCAAGUGGACCAGCCUGCUACAUUUACUUUGGAAGAUGUCAGACAAAUACAAAGUUUGGCGGAACCGUUGAAAAGGCUAGAUGAAACUAUUACUGAUCUGAGAGAAAAAGAAGAGACGAGAAGAAAAGCGUUCUGUUCUGUCAGGGACCCUCUGAUAGAAAUAGCCACAGUUCUGGAAGAAAUCCCAGAAGAGCUAAAAAUAAGACUGUUUACGAUACACGAGCCUUUGAGAAAUGCUAUUGAGAUUGUUUCUCUUGAAAUGUUUAAUCACGAUAUAGGCCCUGAAGACUACGAGUGCUUAGAAGUGAUUGGUAGUACUGUAAAGGAAUUAAGGGGAUGCAUCCCUGAAAAGUGUACCAUUAGUGAUUUUUCUGCUGUGAUCAAUACGUUAGUGCCGAAGACAAGUAGCCUUUUAGAAACUGUUGACAAAGUAAUGAGUCCUAGUUUGAGACACAUAGCAUAUUCAUUACUCCAAGUUGGAAGCACUAUAAUGGAGACUGUACAUUAUAGCACAUCUUUAGAAGAAAUAUCAACGAUUCAACAUCAUGAAGAAGUAAAGGUACCUGAAGAAGAUACAUCGAAAGAUAAAUCGUCUGGCUCAUUAGAAAAAAUAAACAAAGAACUGAUACAACUGGAAAAAGAAUAUGUAUCAAGUCCUACGCAACCAACUGUGACGCAACUGAAAGAAGCCGUCCAAGCUAUUGAAUCUGUGAUACUUGAAACGGAAUUAGAAACCCAAGAUGUAAAAGAAGUUGAAUCUGCACUGGAAACAUUGCAAGAGGCAUUGGGUGACGUCAAAACAAUGACAGGCGACACUAGAAUUAAGAAACUAGAAGCUAAACUAGAAUCAAUUUCGCUUUCACCUGCCUUAAAAGCUGAGUUAGUUGAGCCCUUGAAAGUUGCAAGCUCUGCCUUAAGUUCUAUAUUAACUAAGGAGAAGCCUAGACUAGCACACUUCGAUGUGUUGGCAGAUAUAAUAGACGAUCUGCAAGCUCAAUCUGAUCCUACACAGCAAACUUUGAAAUCAAAAUUGGAACAAGUGAAAUCAUCUGUCGAAGCGCACUUGGAUAAACUACCAACUGACGUCCUGAAUCAACUUGAUUCUUUAUUAGAACUCCUGGAUGAUGCUAUUCUGAAUAUUUUAACUAGCAAAUCUAGUGGAAAGAGUUUCACAAAUGUUGAUGCAGAUGUUUCAUGCAUAAGGUCAGCAAUAGAAAUAUUCAAACAAACAUCUGACCUGUCACUCGUAAAGGAUAUUGAUGAAGUUUGUAAUAUUAUGUGUCAGCUUGAAGCAGAACAAGCUAUUAAGCCAACGAAAGAAGUUGAAAUAAAGAAGACAAAGAUCAAAUCUUUGCAACAUGUCAGCAGACAAUUAGUUGAGUUAGAACAAAAGUAUAAAGAAACUGCCAAACAUCCUAUUGUAAUUGAUUUAAAAGAAGUCAUUGAGAGUAUUGAAGCGAUAUUGUCUGAACAAAAUCUAGAAGGCCAAGACGUAAAGCAACUCGAAGAGACUUUUGGAAAGUUGAAGGAAUUGUUAAUGUUGAGUAAGACAAAAGAAAGUGCUGUCGAUGUUGAAAAACUAACAAUCGAUAUACAGGGAAUUCAACUUUCACCUGCUCUUAAAACGCAGAUAAUUGAACCUUUGCAAAAAGUCAAUUUAGCACUGGCGUCAAUAAUUACAAGAGAAGAAACUUCAUUACAUUUGCCACAUUUGGAAAAAUUGGCAAGCAUUGUUGCUGAUUUGCAAGUUUCUAGUGAUGCAUCAUUAAAACAGCUAAAGUCGGAUCUAAUUAAUGUUAAACAAUCAGUGGAGUUAGAUCAGGUCAGAAUACCCCCUGGAAUUUCGAAACAAUUGGAAUCAGCGCUUGAGCUUGUAUGCGAUUCCGUACUCAAUAUUAUUUCAUGCAAAGCAAAUGAUACUCCAAUAAGAAAUGUUGAAGCGGAUGUUUCCUCUAUUACAAACGUAUCAAAGAUUUUGAGACAAUCAACUGAUAGUGAACUCUUAUGCACUCGGGCCUUAAAUGAUCUUUGCGAAACCAUGUGUAGAAUAGAAGCCCAAGAUGCUGUAGAACAUGAGGAAAAGAUAAAAUUGGCAAACAAAAAGCAGGAGGUACCCCAAGAAGCAUUAAAAUUGAUACCAGAGAUUAAAAAAGAAAUGUUGAAGAUAGAAGAAACGUACGCAGCUCCGACUAAAAAACCUGCUAUAAAAGAAUUGAAGUCAUCUAUUUCACAAAUUGAAACAGUACUUCAUGAGCAAAAGCUUGAAGCCGACGAAGCAAAGGAAGUUGAACGUACUCUCAAGGAGAUCAAAGAUUUAUUGAGGUUAAUCGACGUGAAAGCCAGAGACAGUGAUAUCAAAAAAUUGGAAUCACAGUUGGAAUCGAUUUCACUUUCUCCUGCUUUGAAACAGAAGUUGGUCGAAUCAAUAGGUAAUAUUUGCUCAGCUUUGGUUCUACUUUAUGCUGAAGAAGAACAAAAACCUCAACUGCAACAUGUUGAGAGGCUGGGACGUAUUAUACGUGAUUUACAGUCUCAUAGCGACGAAUCAUUACGAAUUAUAAAACCAAAAUUAGAGCAAAUAAAAGAACUUGUAGAAUCAGAUUCAGAAAAAUUAACACCUGAACAUCUGAAAUCACUUGAUUCAGUUUUGGAGCUUUUGGAUGACUCUGUCAUAAACAUUAUCAAUUGUAAAUCGAGUGGCAGUAAGCUAAAGAAUAUUAGGACAGAUGCUUCUGUCAUACAAGAAGCAGUUCGUAAAUUAAUAGAGACGGCAAACAUUUCUUUUGCGGAUGCCGUUAAAGAUCUUUGCGAUAUAAUGUGUCAAGUAGAAGCAGAAGGUGAUAAAGCUGAAGAAAAUAAAGUUGCAGUUAAAAAAGCCAAAGAAAAUGCUAAGCCAAUGCAAGAAAUAAUGAAGGAGGUAGCAAAGCUGGAAAAGACAUAUGCUGAAACCAAACAGCCUAUUGUGACAGAGCUCAAAAAAGCUAUGGGAGCAAUAGAGUCUGUUUUGUCUGACCCAAGUAUGGACACUAGCGAUUUGAAAGAAGUAGUAGAUACACUAGGAGUAAUAAAAGAAGUAAUGGCUGAGUUGGAAACUGAGCAUACAGCUAAAGGUGUAGAAAAGCUUGAGGUUAAAAUUGAAAAGACGUCACUUUCAUCUACUAUAAAGGCGCAUCUAUCCGAGCCGUUGAAAGUAGUUUGUACGGCAUUGAGAUCGAUGGUUGCAGAAGAAGAAACGCCAAAGUUAACACUAUCGCACUUAGAUAAACUAGCAAACAUCAUAAAAGAUUUUCAAAAUCAAGGCGAUGCUGCAAUGGAAACGCUGAAACUGAAGCUAGAUGAAAUUAGAAAAUCUGCAGAGCUUGACUCGCAAAAAAUACCAGCAGAAAGUUUAAAACAGCUUGAUGCAAUAUUGGAACUUUUGGAUGAUACGGUCGAUACCAUAAUUUCUAGCAAAGCAAGGGGGAAUAGCUUAGCUAAUAUCGAGGCUGACGUUGCUUGUAUUCAAGCGGCAAUAGAAAAGUUGAAGCAGUCUUCCAACGUUGAACUAUCUCUCGUUAAGCCAGUCAGUGAUAUUUGUGAUACUAUGCAUCAACUGGAAGCACAAGACGUCAUUAAAAAGAGCAUAAGUACAGCUGAAAAUGUCAAGAAGUCGUUGCUAGGCGCUGCUGAGAUUCCGGAAUUGAGCAUUUUCGCUGCUCAGAUAUCGGAGCUAAAAGAUACAUUUAUUGAUAUUGGUAAUAACUUAGAAAAAGCGGAAAGCAUCAACCUUGCUGAAGCAAAACAAGCGAAUGAGAUGAUAGAGGGGCUUGAAAAAAUUCUAGCUGGAGUUGUCGGUGUAAAAACGAACUUAGUACCGGCUGAAGCUAUUAAGGAUAAAAUUGAGGAAAUGACUCACAAAGUUCAAACACUGACAGCUGGCAAUGAAACAUUUGCAUGCAGUGUACAACGUGCUGUAAGCUCUGCUAGUGAUAUUUUAGGCAAAGAACCAGCUAAGCUGGCAUUGAAGAAUAUAGAGGAAACAAAACGGAUCAAGGAGCAACUUUCUAGCCAAGCAACUAUGAACGAAAUUCUCUUUGAGAUAAUAAACUGCAUUCAGACUGUUCCACCUGAUACUGUUUCCGAAACUAUUGACCAACUGGAGGCUGCUGUAGUCGAUUUAAAUACUUCUCUACAAACUCUGACCACGAAUGAAACAGUUGCGCAAAGGGUCCAGCAAAAACCAAACAUAGAAAAAAUGAAUGCACUAGUUUCCAGUUUGAAAAGUACACCUUUGACAUUUACAAUGAUACAUGACUCAAUCAAAGGGUUAUCAGCAAUUAUUGAUAAAUGUAAAGAGGAAUCGAUACAAAUUACGGCAACAGCUGAAAAGUUAGAAGCUAUCAAACACACCAUAGAAGAAGUGGUGAAAAUUCCGGACGUAGAACAUAAAGAUCUGCUUGUUACAGAGCUUAACGAAACCGUUAAAGCUGUUCAAGAGUUGUUUGAAACAGAAUACGACAGCUCUGAUACAGAACAAAUCGAUAAUGUGUUGGAACUGUUGAACUUUGCUGUCGAGAACCAUGUAACUCAAGGAGGUGCAGCUAAAGUCAAAGGAGCGCUAGAGGAGCUGGAUAUCACUCUAAAAUCACUGACCUUGCCAACAGAAUCUGCUGAGGUACUCCUUCAACCGGUAGAACGAUCCAUGGCUAUAUUAUUUGAAGCUGUGCAAGAAAAACCAUCUGAUAAGUUAUCUGAUAAGUUCCAAAUGAUAAAGGAGAUACUUGCUACACUUGAAGCGGAUGACAACGUUCUGAAUGAGCUACAAGCCAGUGCAAACCUCAUAAAAAGUACAGUUGUUGAUAUAAAAAGCGACAAAAUGAUUGCGGACAGAGUUGACAGUAUCUUAAAUACUAUAAAAUCAACUGCAACUGACACGAAUACAUCAUCCAAUGAAAAGCUUGCGACCAUAGUUAGAAGCUUAGUUGAUAUCGCUGCUUCUAUUCCAAUGGCUCCAGAACUGCAGACGGCUUUGGAAAAACUCAGAGAUCUCUCACAAGCAACAGAGAAAAAGACUGUUCAACUAAAACCAAUGCAUUUAGUCGAAGUAAAUGAGUUACCUGCAAUUACUGCAUAUCCAAAGAUAAAGGAAGCGUUGGAGAAGGCACAUGUUGCGUUACUGGAUAUUGAGGUUGCUGAAGGUGAGAUUGAUGCUGUGAAUGAAGCUGUGCGAGCUGUCAAUGAUGUCGUAAAUGCGACUAUAUCUGAAGAAAAAAAUGCAAACUCGAAAGUAGAGAAAAUGCAACUUAUCAUAAAGAAGCUAAAUAAUACUACUGAACAAAUCAAAGUACAAGACUGUUUACAUAAGCUGAGCGCUGCUCUUGAGGAAACUACUAAAGAGCCUUCAGAAAUACAGCAGCAGCAACCAGCAGCUGAGUCAAGGAAGCUUCAAAAUGCCAAUCAGUUGCGAAGCUUGCUCUCACAAAUGAAAGAACAACAUUUUGUAGAGUUGAUAAACUAUCUUGAAGAAUUUAUUGUACUAGCAGAGGAACUUUCUAAGAAUAGUAACACAAACGAAUUUGUUGGCAUUGACAAUGUAUUGGAAAUGAUAAAACUGACUGUUGAAGCUUUGUCGUAUAGCGGAGAAAGUAAGGACAAACUGAAUGCUGCAAAAGAAAGAGUAAAUGAACUAUAUUUUGUUCAAAGUAACUUAAAUGCUUUAGAAAAACUUAAAAUAGCAUUUUCAACGCCGUUAAAUAAUUUGGGUAAUACCAUGUUGCAAGUAUUAGAGCAAGUGGAAAAGCGCACAGUACUAACAUCUGUAGACAAGUGUAUUAGCGCACUUAAAGCAGCAUGUAACUCCUUUACAGGAAGUCAACCGAAGAAACUUUUACCAGAAAAUUUGCACUUCACAAUACCGCUUAUAGAAGAGGACAAACGAAAAGCCGAUUUGAAUAUACUAUCUGACGAUGAUUUGAAUUUUUUGGAAAAUUCGUCAGCACCGAUUGCACUCUUUUGUGAAUACAUUAGUACAGAUACGAGAAGUACAGACGAUGUUUUGCAAGCAUUGACACAGUUUGUACAAUCGAACAAAACAUCUAGCAAAAGUGAUUUGGUAAAGCAUGUAAACCUGAUUAUAAAUAAGGGUUUGUUCUGUUUAAAAGACAUAAAGGAACUUGAGAUAGAAGAGGCGAAUAUAAGGGCACAAAAUAUACAGAUGGUAUCAGAUUCUAUUCAAAAUCUUGCUAAAAGUAUAGCGAGUAUAAAAUAUGCUGAAGUAGACAAGGAAAAGGUUCAGAAUUUGAAAAAGGCAAUGUAUCUACUUCAAACAGCUGUCAAUGACUUAAACGAAUAUUCAUUAGCUGAAUGCGACUUUAGAUUCUUAGAAAAUGUCAGUAAAAUUUUCGACGACAUUGGUUCUUAUGUCACGUCUCUACUUACAUACCAAGAGGUCUCAGUACCUGUUGAAAGGGAACAAAUCAUGAUAUUUUUGGACAUUUUGAACAGAGCAUCAAAAACUGUUAGCGGAGAUUCACCUAUAAAGAAAAUAACACCGUUGUUAAACGAUUUGGUGAACCUCUUGCCUGACGUAGCAUCUCAACUUGAAGUUGCCUACUGCAAUGAGGUUAAGUCGGAGAGAGCAAAGAUUGUUGAAGCAUCUUUAACUGCACUGACGGCGACUAUAACUGAUAAAAAGGAUAUUGACGAAGCAGCAGCUCAACAAAUUCAAAAUUACGCUGACAGUUGUAAGAACCAACUUACUGAGGACGAAAAUAAAUUCGUACAGACAACUAUCUCAAUUUUGAAGUCCUCUGAUGCUAAUAAAUUUGAUCUGUUCCAACAUGAAGUAGAAAAUGCUCCAUUGUCUUCACCAAUGUGUGCCUUUAUGAAAAAAGUUAUAGAAUUUUUGAAAAGAGAACAUGUAAGCAAAAAAGUUUCGUCUAAAAUUGAGGAACCUACAGAGCAGAAUCAAGAAGAAACUCCAGUAUCUGAAACGGCAGAUGAGCCAGAAUCGUUUGAAAUUGUCGAAAUCAUUGAAGAUAAACCACCUCAAGAAGAAAACAAAGUUGUAGAACUGAAACCCAUGAAAGAGACCAAACCAAUUCUAGAGUCUCUAAAAUGUCUCCAAAGUUCAGUUUGCGUGAUCGAAAAGCGUCCAUUGCCAGAGGAAAAAAGAGUUGCUUUGGUUGAUCUAGAAAAGUCUAUAGUUGCCUUAGAAUCAACUAUCCAAGAGAGUUUAGUUGAAAAUAUCAAUCUAACAAAAGAAGACCAUUCAGCUGUAACAGCUGCUAAUAGCACCUUAAAUGAACUGAAUAAGUUUAUGCAGACUGCUGAGGAAGGCAAACAAGAACAACCUGGUGAUGCUACGGUCGAAUCAGUCAAGACUGCAAUUGAAAGUCUAAGAUUAGCUGUAGUUGCGGUGCCAGGUGACUCUAAAAUCAAGCAAGUCAUGGAACCAUUCGAAGAAACUGUCAAAAACGUAAUAAACCUCAUGGAAAACAUUCCGGCAGGAACUGAGGAAAAAACAAAGGCUAGGGAGAUACUGACAGAUGUCAAAGGGACAUUGGAUGCUUGGAAGAUAAAGUUAGCAAAAGACAAAUUGGCUAUAUUAGCUAAAGUCAAAGAUGCACUUUCAGAUCUUGAAAGCACUGUCGAUGAAGCAGAAUUAGCUAACGAUUUAGACUUCAAGACGUUUGAUAUAUUCAACAAGAGCAUAGCAGAAGCAGAUGCAUGUAUUCAAACCCUAAGCAAAGGACCUGAUGUCGGGGCGUUGAAGAAGCCAAAACUACAAUUACAAGAACUGGAUAACCACUUGAGGAACCUGUCUUCUGAAAACAAAACGUUGCCACUAGCCGAGAAAACGAGAUUGUGGAUAGAAAACGUCAUCAACAUUUUUAGUACAGAGAAACCCUCAGAGAAAAUAGUCUGCAAGCCAUUACAAGGUUUGCAAAGUUCUUUGCAAAUCUUGCAAGAAUCAGUUUCAACUAUCGAAUCAAAAUCUGACAACAGAAUUCAAAAAGCGUUCGGUAGCGAACUGCAAAGACCAAUAACGACCAUGCAAUUCAUAGCAGGAACGGUAUUGGAGGAAAAGAAGGAGAAAUUCUCGGCUGACGAUAUACAUUUGCUAAAAAUGACAGAUAAAACGGUUAAAGAGAUUGUCAAAUUGACCGACCAAAUAUAUCUUAAACCUGUCACUCAGCAAUUAGAUCAGUUACAAGCAGACUUAGAGAAUGUAAAAACUCUUUUGGAAAGUAUAAACCAAGAGUCAAAAGUCAAGGACUUUUUGGAGCCAUUAAAUGAUAUCGCAAAAAGUAUAGGAAAAUUGCUAGACAGAGCUGCGUUGAUAAAAGCAGAGGAAGCUAUAAAAGCGGAAAAAAUCUGUGCGGAUCUAUCCAAAUCCUUGGAUAAGUUCAAGAAAUCUGUCGAGAGUUUUUCGACAAAUCUGAGCCCACCUUUGCAACAAGUUGUAUGUGAAAAUGUACUGAAACCUGUACAAGCAAUUAAAUCGUUCAUCGAAGGAGGCGGGAAAGAAAACAUUGGCAUUGAGGAAAUUGAUAGUCUGGAAAAAGUCAUCCAAUCAUUGACAAAAGUCUCGGAAAAUAUUGAUCAGCCGUCUUGCGAAAUUUUGGACCAACUGAGUGAAAGUUUAGAAAUUGCCAUUUUGGAACAAGAACGUAAAGAUUCGUCAAAUAUCGCAGAGAAUUUCGAGCAGCUAAAAGAAUCUUUAGACGUGCUGCAUUUUAAAGAAGAACCACAGCCUGUUUCAGAAUCGUCAAAGUUCGAUGACCUCUCAAGAUGCGUUUCUGAAUUGACCAACUUUUUAAUUAGAUUCAAACAUGUCUCAGCUGGAAAAAUGGACUUGCUCUCUAAUCUCAUUCCAGCUUUACAAAAUUUACAAGCUGAAAUAGAUACGUGUAAAAGUUUACCAGUUUCGGCUGAAGAUGAAGCAAUACUUGUAGAUAUUCAAAAUCAUCUCAAUAAGAUGUACGCCGAAGAGAAUGUCACAGACAUAAAAAAUGUGUCAAAAACUAUAGAUGCUCUACAGAACAAGCUGAUAAGCAUAUGCAUGAAAGCAAUAUUGACGAGCAAUGUUGAAAAAGAAAAAUCUGCGAUGCAGAUUCUUCUAAAACCAUUAGAAGGUUUGUCUAAAGCUAUCAUUCAAAUGCAAAAUAUGCUAUCUAGAAGAAUAGCUCUGCAGAAAACUGCAGAAAAAAUUUGCGAUAACUGUAAGAGGUUUGAGAAGCGACAUAAGAGCUGCAAGAAAUUCCGACGUGUAUUACAAGACUUUGUGAGCCCUUUACAAAAUAUUUGUGCAGUUCUGAAGGGCAAGACUGUAUCUCAACCGUCAGAACUCUUAGAACACAUAAUCGAGGAUUUGAGUAAACUUAAAGACGCCACCGAUAGAGCUCUGGGAAGUAUAAAGGAAGAUAUAGAUAUACAAAAACCUCUAAAGAAGCUUCAACUGGCUUGUAGCGUAGGUUUGAAUACACCUCCAGAUAAUCUUGACAUGAUUGCUAUAUAUGAGAUGAAUGAUAGCAUCAAGAAUUUAGCAGAUCUAUUAGUAGAUAAAGAAAUUUCUACUAAUGCCAAAGAAAUUUUAGAACAGCCUGUAACUGAGCUUAAAGAAGAAAUAAUUGCAUUACAGUCUAAGAUUCUGGAUGUGUCACCAAUGCCAAGUGAGGGCGUUUUAUCUGUCCUUAGCUUAUAUGAUACUUUGGAAUCUUUGACACAGUCGGCUAUUGAAGAAGGUAUAGAAGAAUUUAAGACAGACUCGGAGGAAGUUGCUUGUCUAAAUACCAUACAGGUAUCUUUGCAAAAGCUUAAAGGUAUUGUCGUGUCGACGCAAAUAUCACUUCAAAGACCAAUUAUUACUGAUGUUGAAAAAGCUACGUUAGCAAGUGCCAAGUCCGCAAUUAUGCAAGUUGUUGAACGACUAACGGCUGAGCCAAGACUUGCUCAAAUAGCCAAUUUUGAAGAACCGCUUAAAUCUUUGGUCGGACAAAUAGAGAAUAUUGAAAAUAAUAUGGAGGAAUCAAAAAAUAUGGAGUUUGUCACCCAAGCCAGAACAACUGUGGAAAGACUAAAAUUGGUGAUAGGUUCUUUAAGGGAAGUCGAACCCAAGAAUUUAGCAGAUUCCAAGGUAUUUGUUACGCUGGAAGAGCCAAUCCAAUUUUUACAGGAAACUUUGGAAAAUGCUGCUAAAGUCAUAUCCGCAGGUACAGAUAAUCCUUUGAUGGUGAGUGAUACUGAAACACUUGCGAAAGAAAUAAGUUUAAUAAAUAAUCUUGCAACUGAUUUGGAAGCUAUGGUAACUGCAUUACAAUCAGACGGUUUAAAUAAGGAAGAAAUGAAAACCAAAAUUAUCGAGGACCUGAGGCAUAUCCUUGACGAAACAACGAAAGCACUCGAUGGUACUUCUAAAAAUGUAAUGCUGCAAUACGUUUGUGAGCCCAACAAACUAUUGGCUAUCACCAUAGAACAGAUUCUAAGUUCGAUAGUGACUCAAGUUGAAACUGCUGAAAAAGUAGAAAAGAAAGUUACACUGAAAAAUGUUGAAACAGUCAAAGAAGUUAUACAACCAAUUGAGGCCUUGAAAGGUGAGAUUGUAAAAUUACGAGAGGUGUAUUCAACUGAACCUCAGCAGGGAAUUCUAGCUAUUACUGAUUUAGUAGAACCACUGUCACAGCUGUCAACUGCUAUCCAUCGUUUAGGAGAUGUCGCAGAAUUGAGUGCUCAUGAUCUACCUGCGGAAGAGUUACAACUUUGCAGAACAAUCGAGGAGCCACUGCAAAAGCUCACUAAAGUAGUAGUUGAAAGCAGAACUCUUUUAAAUAAGUCUGGUAAGCUGCAGCUCAAAUUGCCUGCAAUAAAACGUGGCAUAAUUGCAGUUAAAGAACAUCUUGAAAAAAUUAUACAAGCCGUGCCUGAAACUACGCUCUUGCAGACAUUGGUACAUCCUUUACAAGCUCUCAAAGCCACAUUUGGAGAGGUAGAAAAAUCUCUAGAGAAAAAACGUAUGGACAGGGCGCUAGAAGAAAUGGCAGUGGUGGUAGCUGCUUUGAAAACCGAAGUCGAGCACUAUAAAACAGACGUGCUUCCAAAACCGCAGCAAGCACAGGUGUCCAUUGUCGAUAUUGAAAAAUUCCUGUCUGAGAUGGAAAGCGCAAUCGAAAAAGUUGAAGAGGAACACAAAGGUUCUUCUGAUGACUUAGCAGAUCAGCUUCAAGUGUUGAUGCCUGUCAAAGAAUGCAUGCUAAAAUUAACAGCAGUUUUGGUCGAAAGCAAAGAAGCAACUAAGAAACAAGUAUCAGAAGUUGAGAAGCCAAAUGUAGAACAUGCUGUGUUGGCUCUUAAAGAAGAAAUUCAUAAAGUAUUGGCUGAGGCGCCUCAUCCUCAAUCAGUGCAAAUUUGGAUGAUACCACUGGAGUCACUUAGAGCUGUUAUAUCCGAGAUCGAAGGAGAGCAAAGAACAGAAGAAACUGUUGUAAAGAAAAUCGCACCUCGUAGAGAUCUGAAUGCAGUCAAACUUAUUGCAGAGCCUAUUGCAACUCUUACCAGUGAGAUCAGAGAGUUAAAAGCCAAUGUUCAGCAACUUCCACCUACAUUACAAGGAGUGUUGUCUGUUAUCGAAGCAAUUGAUCCCUUAAAUAAAGUAAAUGCUUGCAUUAAACAAAUAGAAAAGUCCCUCAACCAUACCAUUAACGACAUAACUCCCGAGCAAGCAAAGACUGUAGAAAAUUUGGUGAUACCAUUACAAAAACUGUCCGGCAUUAUUGUGAACGUUACUGCAGUGGCUAACUCUACAAAGGAACUACAGCUACAUAAACCAGAAGUGAAAAAAGCCGUACAUGCUGUUAUAGAGCAGUUAGAAGCUAUUCGGCAAGUUGUUUCUCAAUCAGAAUCGCUUAUAGUUCUCGAUCAGCCAGUUAGAGAACUCACAGCGGUAAUUAGCAGUGUUGAACAUAAUUGUACAGACCAAAAACCAAGAAAAGAUAUCCAGGUCUUACAGUCUAUUUCGAUACCUAUAAAAGAAUUGCAAGAAGAGCUGGAUAAAGCACAAGUACAAAUUGAAGAACUGCAAGUCAAACCUAGUCAAGGUGUUCUGUCCAUAGUUAAUAUCUCUACACCUUUAACUGAAAUUCUUACUUCUGUUAAAACUUUGGAGAGCAUAUGCGAUGAAUCCAUCCCAGAUAUUGAUGAAGAACAAGCUGGUACUGUAGCUCUACUUGCACAACCAUUACAGAAACUGAAAUUUAUUGUCACAACUUGCAGGGAAGUACUGAGUAAGCCCGAAGAAGUUGAAUUGCAAAAGCCAAAUAUUAAAGAUGCUCUUUUAGCUCUGCAAGAAGAAUUGACUAAAGUGAUACAAGUGAUACCUCAAACCAUCUCUUUGCAAACAUUGCAAUCUUCUGUAGAGGCUCUAAGUGACGUUUUAAAGGCAAUUGAGGCUUCUUUGGAAGAGCGACCUCCAAGAAAUGAUUUGCAGGCCAUAAAUGAGGUCAUUCAACCACUGUAUUUGUUAGAAAGCCAAGUAAAACAACUCCGAGCUAAAAUUGAAGAAACUAAGCAACCAGUUCACGGUGUACUAUCAAUUGUUGCAAUCGCUUCAUCUCUAUCUGAAUUAUGUUCAAUCAUGAGUGAUAUUGAUCUCAAUGUUGUUGAAUCCUUAGAAGAUAUUAGUCCAGAACAAACACAAGUGCUCGUAUCACUCUCUGAAGGUAUAAGGAAGCUAGAGGCAGUUGUUAUAGAAAUAAGUCCAAUGCUCACCAAACCGAAAAAAUUGGAAAUGCAAAAACCGAAAGUCAAACAGGCUAUAAUGGCACUGAAAGAACAAGCAAUUGCAGUUUUACAAGUAGUAGAACAAGCAAAGUCUUUGAAAACUAUCCAAACACCACUCAACGCAUUUAUAGCCAUACUUGAACAAAGUGAAGAACCGUUUGUCGCUAAAUUACCUAGAAAUGACUUAGCCGCAUUGAAAGAACUGUCACAUCCCAUUGCUAUAUUAGAAAAUAAGGCAACGCAGCUACAAAUGAAAACCGAGCAACUUGCAUUGCCUUUACAAGGAGUUCUAUCAGUGGUAGAAAUAGCAGCUCCCCUAGCAGAACUUACUUCGUCUAUCCAGAGCUUGGAAAUUAUGGUUGACGAAGAAUUGAAGGACAUUACUCCAGAGCAGGCCAAAGUUAUGACGUCACUGAAAGAACCAAUGGAAAAGCUGAUAGCUGUGAUUGCUGAUAGUAUCACGCUUGUAAGCAAACCGAAAGAGUUGGAAGUGCAAAAGUCGAAGAUGCAGCAAGCGGUGCUGGCAUUGAAAGGAAAAACUGAAGCACUCACAGAGAUUGUUAAGCAGGUACAGCCAUUAAAAACGUUGCAGACACCGUUGGUAGUUUUAAAUGCAGCUUUAAGUAAUAUUGAAGAAGCAUGUGCGGAGAAGGUUCCACGCAACGAUGUUUGCGCUCUAGAAAAAAUUGCACAACCUAUUUCGGUGCUAAUACAACAAGUAAAGACAUUACAAUCUAAGAUUGAUAGGGCUCCACAACCUAUACAAGGUGUUUUGUCAGUUACUCAAAUUGAACCAUCUCUAGAGGAACUGACCAAUUCUAUUCAUAGUACCAAAAACGUGGCUGAAACUGCAGCUGACAUCACGCCUGAACAAUCAGAAACAGUAAAGUCAUUGGUAGAACCAGUACAGAAGUUGACAGCAUUAAUAUCGAAGACUUCUUCUGUCCUAGCUAAACCAGAAGAUGUGGAAGCGCAAAAACCUGAAAUGGAACAAGCAGUGCUUGCCACAAAAUCUCAACUAGAAAAAAUAUGCGUUGUCGUGGAUCAGGUUCAGUCACUAAAAAUCCUCAAACUACCGUUGCAAGCUUUAACAGCUGCUCUUGGGCAUGUUGAAGAGGCUUGUAAAGAGACGGUACCUCGUAAGGACAAACAGGCAUUCCAAGAUCUUGCUCAACCCGUUUCGUUGCUAAUGCAAGAAGUACAAACAUUACAAUCUAUGAUCGAUGAGGCCGCACACCCUAUACAGGGUGUUCUAGCAGUUACUGAAAUCGCAACACCUCUAGGAGAGCUAUCCACUGCUAUCCAGAGUGCUGAUCACACUGCUGACACGGUAGCGGAUAUUACAACUGAACAAUCUCAAGCGAUGAUUGCAUUAAAGGAACCAAUGCAGAAAUUGAUUGAACUAGUGGCAGAAACCACAACUCUCUUAACCAAUCCUGAACAAAUGGAAAUACAAAAACCCGAUAUGAAGCAGGCCAUUAUUGCCAUGAAAUCGCAGGCAAAGAAAACGAGCCAAGUUGCGACACAGGCCCAAUCACUGAAAAUCCUCGAAAUACCGUUGCAAGCUUUAACAGCUGCCUUUGGGCAUGUUGAAGAGGCUUGUAAAGAGAAGGUACCUCGUAAGGGCAAACAGACAUUGCAAGAACUUGCUCAAUCUAUCUCUAUACUGACACAAGAAGUAAAAAGAUUACAAACGCACAUUGAUAAGGUUCCACAACCUAUACAGGGUGUUCUAACAGUUUCUGAAAUCGCGGCACCUCUAGCAGAACUAACCACUGCUAUCCAAAGUGUUUAUAAAAUCGAUGAAACUGUAGCUGACAUUACGCCUGAACAAGCACAAGUACUGAAAUCAUUGGAAGAACCAAUGCAGAAACUUGCAGCAGUAGUUAAAGAGGCCACAUCUCUCUCAGCCAACCACGAAGAACUAGAAGUACAAAAAUAUGAUUUGGAACAAGCUGUUCUUGCCAUGAAAUCUCAAGUAAAUAAGGUAGGCAAGGUUACUACUCAAUCUCAGUCACUCAAAGUUCUCGAAUUGCCAAUACAAGCUUUAACAGCUGCUCUUGUACAUAUGGAAGAAGCGUGCCAGGAAAAGGCAGUUCGUAGAGACAAACAGUCACUACACGAACUUCUUCAACCCAUUUCGCUGUUAGCACAAGAAGUUAAGACAUUACAAUCCAAGAUCGAUAACGUUACACAACCUACACAAGGUGUUUUAUCAGUUAUUGAGAUUGCAGAACCUCUAGCAGAAUUAACCACUGCUAUGCAAAGUCUUGAUGGUAUCGCUGAUAAUAUAGCUGGCAUUACACCUGAACAAGCACAAGUAUUCAUGUCAUUGGAAGAAUCAGUGCAGAAGUUGACAGCUGUUGUCGUAGAUACCACAGCAGUUGUUCAUAACCCUAAAGAACUAGAAGAUAAAAAGGAGGUAAUGAAACAAGCAGUUAUUGCUGUCAAAGCGCGCGCCGAGCUUGUUUUUCAAAUAAUUUCUAAAGCAGAGUCACUAAGAGUUCUUGAACUACCUUUGAAUAAAUUUAAAGCAAUCCUCAGCCAAAUUGAAGAAGCUUCUUCAGAUAAAUCACUUCGAAACGAUACAAGGGCAAUGCAGGACUUGGCACAACCUAUUUUACAAUUAAAACAACAAGUGCAAACGUUACAAACACGUAUAGAUACAAUGCUUCUACCACUGCAAGGCGUUUUGUCUGUGAUAGAAAUCGAACCACCACUGACAGAACUAGCAUCUGCUAUACAAAAUGCACAAAGUAGUCGUGUCGUUGCUACAAAAGACAUUUCACCAACAGAGUAUCAAACAUUAACAUCACUGAAAGAGCCAUUGCAAAGAUUAGAAACGGUUAUCAUUGAAACUGUGCAACUAGCAGAUAAGCCACACGAGUUGGAGUUGCUAAAGACCAAGAUGAAAUGUACAUUAUCAGAUCUUAAACAACAGAUAAAGAUUGUGAGUCGAACAGUUUCAAUGGCACGAGCCUUAGAAGCCAUCGAUCAGCCUUUACAGUUACUCAAUGCGGCGAUUGAGCAUAUCGAAGAAUUUUUAGAGGAGAAGCCAAAAGAUGUGACAGACCAAGAAGAAAACCUUGAAAAAGCAGAACCAGAAAGUGUAAAACCUGAACAAGGAAAAGCAAAAGAAGUAAAGCAAGAGACCAAAGUAGAAGAAUCUAAUGAAGCAACGCAGGAAAAACAACAACGGAAGGAUAUCGAAGUAUUGGAAGUAAUUGUUAGUCCUGCAAAACAUCUUAGAGAAAAACUGCUAAAAAUUCAUUCAAAUAAUAAAGAACGAGAAGUGGUGCAACAUAUCGUUGAAGCUGAAGCACCGAUUUCAGAAAUGUUAACUGCAAUCGACUUUUUGAAGAAAGUUUGUGACGAAUCUGUGCAAGACAUUACCUUACAGCAAGCAGAAGUUGUCGCAACCUUAGUACAACCUCUGUUAAGCUUGAUAUCUGUUAUAGAUAAAAUACAAAGAAGUAUCUCUGCGGAUAAACUGGAUGAAGUGAUACCAGAAAUAGUUGAAACUGGCAGUGAUCUGAAAGAUCAUAUACAAAAUGUCAUCCAAGUUGUUCUGCAGUCACAUUCCCUUCAAACGAUCCAUAUGCCUUUAGUAGAUCUCCAAGGUGUCUUGGAUCGAAUGAAGAAAUCUUUGGAGAAAGGAGAACCGAGAAAAGAUCUUAUAGCUAUCAAAAACAUUGUAGAGCCUGUUUCCCAGCUUCAAACAAACAUAUCUCAGCUGAAAAUCAUUUCAGAACAGUUAGGCUUAACGCCCCAACAAGGUGUACUUUCCGUUAUUGAAACUUCAAAGCCUUUGAACGAAAUAUACGCUGCACUAGAAUUACUGGAAGCUACUUGUGACGAGUCGAUACCCGAUAUAAGCAUAGAGCAGCAGGAAAAUAUAUCGUCUCUAAAAGAACCACUACAAAAACUCGAUUCAAUCAUUGCUCAAUGUGCACCAUUGCUGUCAAGGCCUAACGAAUUAAUUAUACUAAAACCUAAAAUGAAACAAGCUAUUAAUGCGUUGAAAGGACAUGUUCAACAAAUAAUUUCUGAAAUACCUCUAACUCUACAGACUCUGUCAGUUUCUCUAGAAAUAAUGAAGGGUGCUUUGGAACACGUAGAAGAAGUGUUAGAACAAUCAGAUGAGAUAAAGAAGAUAAGAAAUGAUGUCCACGCUAUCCAAGAAAUCCUUGGACCCGUUGCUAAGUUGCAAGAAAAUAUAAACAGGAUGCGGGUUAAGUCUGAAGAACUGACAGUAACUCCUCAGAAGGGUGUGUUAUCUGUAUUGGAGGUUGCUAUGCCUUUAGCUGAAUUUUCAGUUUCAAUAGAAGAGCUGAAAAGCACUAUAAAUGAAUCAUGUACUGACAUAAGCAUAAGACAACAACAAAACGUACAGUCUCUAAAAGAACCAUUAGAAAAACUAGAUGCAUCAGUUAUAGAAAUCAUGGAGGUACUUAGUCAACCACAACGGUUAGAGUUGGAGAUACCUAAAAUGAAGAUGGCAAUUGCUGCCUUAAAAAUGCAAAUUGAAAAAGUUUCUUCAGACAUUCCACACAUGAAAAGUCUAGAAAUAAUAUCAGUGCCUCUGAAAACUUUUGAAGCAACCAUAAACUAUGUAGAAGAAACGUUAAACCAAGUAGAAGAAGAGAGAAGAGACCUUAAAGUUAUCAAAGAAAUCACAGAACCUGUUGUAAAGCUUAAAGAAAACUUGACCCAAAUGCAAUGCAAGUCUGAGGAACUUGCUUUGACUCAGCAAGGCGUUCUUUUUAUUGUAGAAGUAGCUCAACCGUUAUCUGAAAUGGCUGAAACAAUAAAAAAAUUAGAAGCUUCAUGUAAUGAGGCUGUUGUUGAUAUUGCACUUGAACAUCAAGAAAGCCUCGUUGCUCUUAAAAAUCCACUUGAAAAACUGGCGGCUACCGUUGUCGAAAGCACAAAAUUGCUAUCAAAGCCAGAGGAGCUAGAGCUGGAAAAACCUAAAAUGAAGAAAGCUGCAGUUGCGUUGAAGGAACAUAUCGAAAAAGUUGCCGCAGACAUUCCUCAAAUGAAGAAUUUCAUCGUAUUAUCCGCGCCUUUGGCAGCUAUCAAAACUGCUAUUGAACAAGUUGAAGAAGCUUUAGAGGAAACUGGUGAGCAGAAGCCUAGAAAAAUUUUUGUGGCAGUAAAAGAAAUUAAAGAACCUGUUAUCAAGCUUAAAGAAGCGAUUGUUCGGAUGCAGGCGGAAUCUCAAGUUCUUGGUGUGAAACUCCAACAAGGUGUUCUAUCAGUUGUAGAAGUUGAUAAGCCUCUUGCUGAUCUUUGCAACUCGAUUCAAAUAGUCGAAGCUGGAUGCGAUAAAUCAACUAUUGACGUUACUUCAGAACAACAAGAAUGUCUCAGAAAUUUAAAAGAACCUCUGGAAAAUCUGACAGCUGUUAUAGUAGAAAGUACAACAAUGAUUAGCAAUUUCAAAGAACUAGAUGUGGUGAGGCCAAAAAUGAAAAAAGCUGCGGUGGCAUUGAAAGAACAAAUCGAAAAGGUAACUGCCGAUAUUCCGAAGAUUCAAGCACUAUAUGUCCCUUUAAAUGAUAUGAAAACAGCAAUCGAACACGUAGAAGACGCUUUGGGGAAAUCUGAAGAAAAGCCACCAGGAAGAGACAUCAAAGCUAUCAAAGAAAUUGCUGAACCAGUAUCUAAAUUACAAGAAAAUAUUAAGCAAAUGCAGAUAAAGGUGCAGGAACAUAGAGUUGCUCCUCAACAAGGUGUACUUUCUAUUUUAGAAGUAGCAAAACCUCUCUCUGAAAUGUCUGCCUCGAUACAAAAAUUGGAACUUGCGCUGGACGAGUCGUCCGCUGAUAUAACACCAGAUCAACAAGAGACAGUGUCUUCUUUGAAAGAACCACUGCAAAAACUCUCAGCUUCAAUUGUUGAUGUUACGAAUUCGUUGGUCAAGUCUCAGAAGCUUGAAGUGGAAAAACCAAAGAUGCAGCAAGCUGUGUCUGCUUUGAAAAAGAAAAUCGAGAAAGUAGCUAUGGCCAUGCCACAAAUGGCUACGUUACAAACCCUGUCCGUGCCUCUUGAUGCCAUGAAAGCUGCGAUUGAGCACGUAGAAGAAGCUUUGAGAGAAGCUGAGGAAAAAGCUACACGAAGAGACAUCAACGCUAUUAAAGAAAUUGCUGAACCAGUGUCCAAAUUGCAAGAAAACAUCAAGCAAAUGCAGCUUAAGUCACAAGAACUUGGAGUUGCCACUCAGCAAGGUAUUCUUUCUGUUCUAGAAGUAGCAAAACCUCUAUCUGAAAUGUCUGCCUCGAUAGAAAAAUUGGAAGUUGCGCUGGACGAAUCGUCUGCUGAUAUUACACCAGAUCAACAUGAAACAGUGUCUUGCUUGAAAGAACCACUGCAAAAACUCUCAGCUUCAAUUGUUGAUGUUACGAAUUCGUUGGUCACAUCUCAGAAGCUUGAAGUGGAAAAACCAAAGAUGCAGCAAGCUGUGUCUGCUUUGAAAGAGAAAAUCGAGAAAGUUGCAGUGGCCAUACCACAAAUGGCUACGCUACAUACCCUGUCCAUCCCCCUUGAUGCCAUGAAAGCUGCAAUUGAACACGUAGAAGAAGCUUUGAGAAAAGUUGAGGAAAACGCUCCACGAAGAGACAUCAACGCUAUUAAAGAAAUUGCUGAGCCAGUGUUCAAGUUGCAAGAAAAUAUCAAGCAAAUGCAGCUUAAGUCACAAGAACUUGGAGUUCCCACUCAGCAAGGCGUUCUCUCUGUUUUAGAAGUAGCAAAACCUCUCUCUGAAAUGUCUGCCUCGAUACAAAAAUUGGAACUUGCGCUGGACGAGUCGUCCGCUGAUAUUACACCAGAUCAACAAGAAACAGUGUCUUGCUUGAAAGAACCACUGCAAAAACUCUCAGCUUCAAUUGUUUAUGUUACGAAUUCUUUGGCCAAAUCUCAGAAGCUUGAAGUGGAAAAACCAAAGAUGCAGCAAGCUGUGUCUGCUUUGAAAGAGAAAAUCGAGAAAGUAGCUGUGGUCAUACCACAAAUGGCUACGUUACAAACCCUGUCCAUCCCCCUUGAUGCCAUGAAAGCUGCAGUUGAGCACGUAGAAGAAGCUUUGAGAAAAGUUGGGGAAAAAGCUCAUCGAAGAGACAUCAACGCUAUUAAAGAAAUUGCUGAACCAGUGUCCAAAUUACAAGAAAAUAUCAAACAAAUGCAGAUUAAGUCACAAGAACUUGGAGUUCCAACUCAGCAAGGCGUUCUCUCUGUUGUAGAAGUAGCAAAACCUCUCUCCGAAAUGUCUGCCUCGAUACAAAAAUUGGAAGUUGCGCUUGAUGAGCGGUCUGCUGAUAUUACGCCAGAACAGCACGAAAUAGUAUCCUCUUUGAAGGAACCACUACAAAAACUCUCAGCUUCAGUUACUGACAUCAGUAGUUCUCUCUCUAAACCUCAGAAACUAGAAUUAGAGAAGCCAAAAGUGAUGAAAGCUGUUGGAGCUCUAAAAGAACAACUUCAAAAAGUUUCUUUGGAGAUACCACAAAUGAAAUCCUUGCAAGUGUUAUCCGUUGCUAUAGAUGACAUGAGAGCAGCUAUAUCACGUGUUGAAGAAGGAUUAGGUACACCUCAGCCAAGGAAUGAUAUUGAAUCACUUAAACAACUCAUCAUUCCUAUAGAGAAUUUAAAAAUAGAAAUUACUAAACUUCACUCUAAAACUAAAUCGGUGGCACAAGAUGCAACCUUUUUUGUAAUUGAUGUUCGGGAACCAUUACAUAAUCUUUCCUCAAGUAUCUUGAAGCUUGAAAAAGUAUGUGAUGAUUCAGUAAAAGAUAUCACAGAAGAACAAGCCACGAUUGUAAGAAAUUUGGUAAAUCCAUUGCAAACGUUUCAAUUGGUUAUUCAAGAGAUCAUUAAUGUAGCUAAUAGUACAACACAGCUGAAUCAGCUGAAGCCAAAAGUUUCAGAAUCAGCAAUAGUCUUGAAUGAAGAAUUACAAGGACUUAUCGAAGUUUUGCCACAGAUGCAAUCUCUGCAAAGUCUUGAUUUAGACUUGACAUCUCUCAGCUCUGUUCUGGAACAUAUCCAAGCUCAAGUGGCCGUUAAAUCAGUAAAAGUAGUUGCAAAUGAUGCUCUUAACGUCAUGAGGCAGUUGAAGUUACCAGUUGCACAACUACAAGAAGAAAUGAAAAUAAUGAAUUUGAAUAUCGACAAACUGUCUGAAAAUGACUUGAUAAUAUGCUCUCUCAAAUCUCCUCUAGAUGAACUAGGAGCUGUUUUAGCAAAAAUGGAGAACCGAGUUUUAAAAACGCCCGAAGACAUUCCAUCCCUAUUUCUGUCUCAGUUAGAAAAUUCUGUACCACCGCUCGAGGAUAUGCUCAUAGAGUUUGUGAAGAUAAAUUCUCGACUAGAGAAGGAUGUACCUUCUGAAGAUUACGCUAGCUUCCUUAAAACAGUCUCAAGACUACAAGACAAAUUCCAACCAGUUUUGUUACAACCCAUUCAAAGCAGGACAGUUGAAGAGUUGGUAAUACCAUUGCAAUCUUUAAUAGAACAACUUUCACUAGUAAAGGAUAAGUUGGUAUCUAUAGUACAGAUAGAACAUCAAAAACUUGCGUCUUCAGUGCUGGAGCCUAUCUUAUUAGUGAAAAAAGAAUUAGAUGCACUACAUGCUGAUUUGGCAAUACUGCCUGCAGCAGUUCACAACGCAGUGCUUACAAUAGUCAAGUUAGAUCAGCCAGUUUCAGAAGUCUUGCUAACUUUGGAGAAAGACAUUUCUACAUCGGAUGAGAUGUCUAAACUAGUAAAAGAUACAGCUCAGUCACUUAAGAGCUCUAUGAGAAAAAUAGAGAACGCUAUCAAGACCAUAAAAUCAGUUAUGAGCAGUGAAAAGUUGACUAUAUUGGAGCUGCCUGUGCUUUGUAGCGAUAUGCAAAUCGUUAGGGAAUUUCUGCAACGUAUAGACUCUGAAGGGGUUUUCCACAAGCUGAAGAUAGCAAAGCCAAUGAAAGACGUAGAAAACGCCGUUUGUGAGAUAAUAGAAGAAUGCAAUAAAGAAAGGUUAGAUUCCAAGUCUCUUGCUAGUCUUCAGGAUUCAUUAAGUAACUUGAAAACUUCUCUAUCCACGUUGCAGUCAAAGAAAAAAGACUUUAUAGUUAUGAACCAGGAUAAUAUUUUGCUUUUGGAUAAAAUACAAUCACCUGUAAACCAACUCAUAGAUAAUACUGUUCUUGCCAAAGAGAUCAGUGAUAACACUAGCGAUUUUUCAGCUGAUUAUGUCAGUAAAAUCAACAACUUAUCCGAUACAUUUGCCAUGUUGAACAUUUUUGUUGACGAUGUUUGCAAAGAGACAAAUACGCUGAAGGAUAUUCCACUGUACGAAAAGGAGUUGUGCUUGAUGUUACAUAGUAUAAAUGAUGCUCUAAAUGAAGUGUCUGAAAGUGUGAAACUUAACGAUAAAAUUGAAAUUUUAUCGCAGGCAACAAAACUCUUCGAAGAUGCAGUACGUGAUUUAAUCAGCAUUUUGGAGAACAAAGCGAUACAGAAAAGAAAAGAUAUGAUGUUUUUGUCUGGGUUAUCAAAUGAAGUGAAAGAUAUAAAAAUGGUGCUACAAAAGGCUGUUAGUCCAAUAAAAAGGUUAUCUACAAGUUUCAGUGCUGUUGAAGAAAGUAUAUUGGAUGACCAAAGAUACAUAAUUUCAGAAAAACCAGAUGACUUUCCAGAGAACGUAACCAACAAUCUUAUUUUAGCGAGAAAUUUCAAAAACUUGUCUUCCGCUAUUGAACAAAUCAACGCGGAAAAUUAUAAAGAUAACAAAAACAAUGUCUUGUAUGUUUUGAGUAACCUGAAUCAAAGUAUUCAAAGCACCAAGAGUUUAUUUGCUGAUAUGAAAUCAGUCGGCAACUUAAAUAUGUCUCUUGGUGUCUUGUACGAAGACAUUUCUGCACUCAUAGAUGCGACUGAAAAGGAAAUCGAAAACUUAGAACUAGAACAGGAAGACAAGGAAGAAGCCGAAAAGAAAAAUAUAGACGAGGAAGCAAAAAAGAAGAAAGGAGAGGAGGAAAUCGAGAAGAAAGCUAAAGAAGAAUCAGAAAGAAAGUUGAAAGAAGAAGUAGAGCAAAAGGUAAAGAUUGUAGCCGAAAAUAAAAAGAAGGAAGUUGAUGCAUUGAAAAAAGCAGAAAAGGAGGAAGCAGAAAAGAAAGCAAUAGAAGAGUCUGAAAGAAAGUUGAAAGAAGCAGAACAAAAAGCAAAAUAUGCCGAAAAGAAAAAGAAAGAAGAGCCGGCCAAAAAGGAGAAGGAAAAGGAAGAUGCUGAGAGGGAGGCUAAAGAGGAAUCGGUAAGAAAGUUGAAAGAAGAAGCAGAACAAAAAGCAACGGAAGAAGCCGAAAAGAAAAAGAAAGAGGAAGCCAAAAAGAAGAAAGACAAAGAAGAAGCUGAGAGCAAGGCUAAAGAGGAAUCGGAAAGGAAAAUGAAGGAAGAAGCAGAACAAAUUGCAAAUUAUGAACUUGAAAAGAAAAAGAAAGAGGGGGAGUCUAAAAGGGAGAAAGAAAAAGAAGAAGCUGAGCGGAAGGUUAAAGAAGAAUCAGAAAGAAAAAUGAAAGAAGAAGCAGAACAAAAUGUAAAGGAUGAAACCGAAAAGGAAAAGAAGGAGGAGGAGUUCAAAAAGAACAAAGAAAAAGAAGAAAUUGAAAGGAAGGCAAAAGAUGAAUCGGAAAGGACAAUGAAAGAACAGGCAGAACAAAAAGCAAAGGAUGAAGCUGAAAAGAAAAAGAAACAGGAGGCCAAACAGAAAAAAGAAAAAGGAGAAGCUGAGAGGAAGGCUAAGGAGGAAUUGGAGAGGCAAAUGAAAGAAGAAGCAGAACAAAACGCAAAGGAUGAAGCCGAAAAGGAAAAGAAAGAGGAGCAGUUCAAAAAGAACAAGGAAAAAGAAGAAACUGAAAGGAAGGCUAAAGAGGAAUCGGAAAGGACAAUGAAAGAACAAGCAGAACAAAAAGCAAAGGAUGAAGCUGAAAAGAAAAAGAAACAAGAGGCCAAAAAGAAAAAAGAAAAGAAGAAGCUGAGAGGAAGGCUAAAGAGGAAUCGGACCGGAAAAUGCAAGAAGAAGCAGAACAAAAAGCAAAGGAUGAAGCCGAAAGGGAAAAGAAAGAGGAAGAGUUCAAAAAGAACAAAGAAAAAGAAGAAGCUGAAAGGAAGGCUAAAGAGGAAUCGGAAAGGACAAUGAAAGAACAAGCAGAACAAAAAGCAAAGGAUGAAGCUGAAAAGAAAAAGAAACAAGAGGCCAAAAAGAUAAAAGAAAAAGAAAAAGCUGAGAGGAAGGCUAAAGAGGAAUCGGACAGGAAAAUGAAAGAAGAAGCAGAACAAAAAGCAAAGGAUGAAGCCGAAAGGGAAAAGAAAGAGGAGGAGUUCAAAAAGAACAAAGAAAAAGAAGAAGCUGAAAGGAAGGCUAAAGAGGAAUCGGAAAGGACAAUGAAAGAACAAGCAGAAAAAAAAGCAAAGGAUGAAGCUGAAAAGAAAAAGAAACAAGAGGCCAAAAAGAAAAAAGAAAAAGAAGAAGCUGAGAGGAAGGCUAAAGAGGAAUCGGACAGGAAAAUGAAAGAAGAAGUAGAACAAAAAGCAAAGGAUGAAGCCGAAAAGCAAAAAAAAGAGGAGGAGUUGAAAAAGAACAAAGAAGAAGAAGAAGCUGAAAGGAAGGCUAAAGAGGAAUCGGAAAGGGAAAUUAAAGAACAAGCAGAACAAAAAGCAAAGGACGAAGCUGAUAAGAAAAAGAAAGAAGAGGCCAAAAGGAAGAAAGAAAAAGAAGACGCUGAGAGGACAGCUAAAGAAGAAUCGGACCGAAAAAUGAAAGAAGAAGCAAAACAAAAAGCAAAGGAUGAAGCUGAAAAGAAAAAGAAAGAAGAGGCCAAAAAGAAAAAAGAAAAGGAAGAAGCUGAGAGGAAGGCUAAAGAGGAAUCGGACAGGAAAAUGAAAGAAGAAGUAGAACAAAAAGCAAAGGAUGAAGCCGAAACGCAAAAAAAAGAGGAGGAGUUGAAAAAGAACAAAGAAGAAGAAGAAGCUGAAAGGAAGGCUAAAGAGGAAUCGGAAAGGGAAAUUAAAGAACAAGCAGAACAAAAAGCAAAGGAUGAAGCUGAUAAGAAAAAGAAAGAAGAGGCCAAAAGGAAGAAAGAAAAAGAAGACGCUGAGAGGACAGCUAAAGAAGAAUCGGACCGAAAAAUGAAAGAAGAAGCAAAACAAAAAGCAAAGGAUGAAGCUGAAAAGAAAAAGAAAGAAGAGGCCAAAAAGAAAAAAGAAAAAGAAGAAGCUGAGAGGAAGGCUAAAGAGGAAUCGGACAGGAAAAUGAAAGAAGAAGCAGAACAACAAGCAAAGGAUGAAGCCGAACAGGAAAAGAAGAACAAAGAAAAAGAAGAAGCUGAAAGGAAGGCUAAAGAGGAAUUAGAAAGAGAAUUGAAAGAACAAGCAGAACAAAAAGCAAAGGAAGAAGCUGAAAAGAAAAAGAAAGAAGAUGCCAAAAAGAAGAAAGAAAAAGAAGAAGCUGAGAGGAAGGCUAAAGAGAAAUCGGACAGGCAAAUGAAAGAAGAAGCAGAACAAAAAGCAAAGGAUGAAGCCGAAAAGAACAAGAAGGAGGAGGUCAAAAAGAAGAAAGGAAAAGCAGAAGCCGAAAGAGAGGCUAAAGAGGAAUCGGAAAGGAAAAUGAAAGAUCAAGCAGCAACAAAAACAGAGGAUGAACAUGGAAAUAAAAAGAAGGAAGAGACCAAAGAGAAGAAAGAGGAAGAAGCUGAUUGGAAGACUAAAGAGGAGUCUGAAAGUAAAAUGAAAGAAGAAGCAGAACAAACAGCAAGGGAUGAAGCCAAAAAUAUAAAUAAAGGGGAGGUCAAAAAGAAGAAAGGUAAAGUGGAAGCUGAGAAGAAGGCUAAAAAGGAAUUGGAGAAAGAGUUGAAAGAAGGAGCAGAAUCAAAAACAAGAGAUAAGGUCGAAAACAAGAGGAAGGGAGGUGAUGCGAAAACGGAAGAAGAAAAGGAUGAAGCCAAAGGAAAGGUUAAAAGAGGAUUAGAGCUGAGCACAAGAGAAGAUGAAAAGCAAAAGAAAGAAUGGCCCAAAAAGGAGGAGGAGGACGAGGCAGAAAUGACAUUAGGAGAAGAAGUCGGGAAGGAAAGGGAGGAAAAGGAGGCCAAAAUGGACAAAGAAAAGGAUGAAUCUGAGACAAAAGCCAAACAUGAAAAUAAAUUUAAAGAGGAAACUGAAAAGAAAAACGAUGCGAUCAAAAAGGAGAAAGAAAAGAAGGGAUUAGAAGUUGAACCAACGGAAAAGUCAGAUAGUUCGAAGGAGAAAGACGUAAUCGAAGGUAAGAAGGAAAUAGAACACUUUAGAAAACGAUCUGUUGAUAAAGUUGGCAGGAAGAAGUCAGAGGCAUCCAAAAUCAUGACUCAAGAGGUUUCUGAAAUUAAAGUCAGUCAUGAGAAAGAGACCAAAUCAGUUGAACUACGCGAAACAUACAAUGGACAUCGCGACGACAGCAUGAGCUCAGAGUCUCUUUCUGAAGCUGACAGAGUCAGAGUUAGAGACACCACCAGAAAGAUAUACGACAUGGGCCUCGAUAUUUACAAGCCAUUGUCAUACCAUGGACCACGGCUUGCAGAAAAGAAACCAUUGUUCACCACAGAUUUGACUAGUCGAACAGCCACAGUCGGUUGUAGAAUAAAAAUGACUUGCAGCGUCAUAUCUGAGGGUCCAGUAGACAUUCAGUGGAUGAAGAAUAAAGAGCCAAUACACGAUGAAACCAAGUAUUAUAUGGUGUACUCAAAUAACGUAGCUACUUUGGAGAUUUUAAACACAACGCUGACAGACUCUGCUGAGUACUCUUGUCUAGCUAGAAACGAGCAUGGAGUGAGCAUCAGUUCAGCAAGUCUGACAGUUGUCAAAUGUUUUGAUCCAACACGUACUCCGCCUGUAUUCACGAGACCAAUUAGAGAACAUUAUCGUAUCUCUAAUGAUGAACUCACUCUGGAAUGCAAGAUCAGGAGCCAACCUACGCCGACGAUACGCUGGUUCAAAGAUGGAGAAGAACUAGGAACAGGACUUCGGCACUCUCAUAGUUACUCAGCUGAUGGAAUUUGCAAACUGUUCAUAAAGAGUCCCGAGGAUAGCGAUAGUGGCAGGUACACUUGCAAGGUUGAGAGUAAUUCUUGGAGCGACCAAGUGUCCCAUGACGUUAGAUUUUCUAACAAAGAAGAGCAUAUUCGGACUAGAACUGAGCAAAGGAGCAAGAGUUAUAGAGUUACUACUUCUGUGAGACCAUACUUUUCCAGCGUACUGACGGACACUUCCGUACCAACUGGAGGCAGUAUGGCUCUUCAAGUAGAAGUAAAAGGCAGUCCAGCAGAGGUUACAUGGUUCAAAGAAAGCUUGAUGCUGCCCAGGGCAUGUCCAAAACACCGUACCUUCACAGAAAGAGGUGUCCAUACGUUGCUAAUACCUAGCAUCUCAGAAUAUGAAGCUGGGAAGUACACAUGUAGAGCAAGCAACAUGCAUGGAAAGGUAGAGACAUCUGCAUAUGUUCAGGUUGUCCAUCCUUCUUCGGUCAGAGGUGGGAAACCUCCGAUGUUCUUGCAUAGGCCUGAAAAGAUCCUCAACAUGGCUACUGGAGAAGAUAUUAGUGUCUCAUUCAGAGUCACAGGCGAUCCAAGACCUACAGUGAUUUGGAUGAAGGGCCUGAAAGACAUAACCAACAGUAUGCGAUCCAUGAAGUUUGUAUCUGACGAUUACCAAAGAUUUACCUUGAAGAGAGCUACUGAAGAUGAUGCUGGAACGUACUGCAUCCUGGCUAAGAAUCGACAUGGAUGUGAUCGAGCCUUCUUUACAGUGCGAUUGAGACAUAGAGCCAGGUCGCUCACACCUACUUCUACCAGAUCUGUAGAAGAGAUACUUUCUGACAUCCCUUCAUAUCGACAAAGACAACAACGUACAGAUGUUCCUGGCGCCAUUCCCGGCCCCCCAGUGGUCACUGACACCGGCCGUAAUUGGGUGAGCCUCUCAUGGGGCCGCCCUGAACACCGUGGCGCAUCCCCUGUACUAGCAUACCGCGUGGAGGCGUGGCUUAACACCCGAUGGGCGGAACUUGGAAUUACGGCGACCAAUUGCUUCGAUGCUUUCGACUUGAAGCCAGGCGGUGAAUACCAGUUUAGGGUGACGCCCAGGAACAGAUAUGGGUGGGGAGAGGCGUUGCAAAGCGGAGUGGUAAUGGUGGGGAGGCAUGCGGCAUUGCCGGAGUUCACGAAAAUACUUCCAGGCCAGAUGAAGGCGCUUGUUGGGGAUUCAGUUGCACUAGUCUGUCAGGUUAAAGGUGAUCCAGUCCCAAUGAUAAGGUGGCUUAAAGAUUCUACUGAAAUUUAUACUGAAGAUGACACACGCUACUCUAUCGCUCAAGACAACGGAAUUUGCUCAUUAAUAAUCGGUAAUUUGCAAGACAUUGAUUCUGGCAGGUUCAUAUGUGAAGCUGAAAACUCAAUGGGAAGGGUUUCGACAUUUGCAAGAUUGUGCGUUGUCAAGGACCCAAAGGUUCUGGCAGCAGAUAAAAACUUGAGAAUGAGUCUUUUAGAUUUGGAUAAGGCAACAGAACUUCCACCACAAUUUACGAUGAGAUUGCGAGACAGAAGGGUACAACUGACUUAUCCUGUCAGACUAACAUGUCAAGUAGCAGGCGUUCCAGAACCAACAAUAAUCUGGUACAAGGAUGGAAAAGAAAUUUCAUCUGAUGAUCGGCACAGUUUCUGCACGGACGACAAUUUCCAUACAAUUGAAAUAAGCAAAACUGACUUGACAGACUCUGGCGUGUAUAGCGUCACAGCCAAGAACAGUUUUGGUGCAGUUUCGUGCAGAUGCAACCUGGUGGUGGACAAAGGAAUUAAAGGGUAUAUUUCGCCAGCAUUUUGCAGUGAUUUGGAACCGCCGUUGAUCGAGAUCAAAGAAGGGAAGGAGUUGCGGCUGAGUGGAAGAGUGGAAGCUUAUCCAUCGGUCGGAGUUAUGUGGUAUAGGGAUGGAGUCUUCUAAUGAUGUUGGCUGAGUAGCAUAGAUUUUGCUUUUUAAAUGACCCCACAUAAAGAAAUCCAAAGGGGAUAAAUUUGGCGAUCUGGGGGGCCACUCACUGGCACCUCUUCUACCAAUCCAUCGAUCUGGAAACGUCUGAUCUAAAAAUUGUCGAACACGUAAUGCGUAAUGUGGUGGGGCACCAUCCUGUUGGAACA
Messenger RNA from Acanthoscelides obtectus, 32262 nucleotides. The record is from the annotation of a GenBank genome assembly. NCBI's taxonomy places the organism in Eukaryota, Metazoa, Arthropoda, Insecta, Coleoptera, Chrysomelidae.